Messenger RNA from Thamnophis sirtalis, 329 nucleotides. Lineage: Eukaryota; Metazoa; Chordata; Lepidosauria; Squamata; Natricidae. The record is from RefSeq and is a predicted model, not a curated record.
GCGGGGAGAUGGAACUGUGGAAGCAGUGCGCCCAAUGGCUCAUCCAGUGCCGGGUGUUGCCACCCAACCACAGGGUGACUUCGAAGGGGGCCCAGGUCUGCGAUUUGGCCCAGGCCCUGCGGGACGGGGUCCUCCUCUGCCAGCUUCUCAACAAUCUCAUGCCUCAUGCCGUCAACCUUCGGGAAAUCAAUUUGCGCCCCCAAAUGUCCCAGUUCCUGUGCCUAAAGAAUAUCCGGACCUUCCUUGCUACCUGCUGCGAGAAGUUUGGUCUGCGGAAAAGUGAUCUUUUUGAGGUCUUUGAUUUGUUCGACGUAAAAGAUUUUGCAAAG